Danaus chrysippus (African queen) is the source of this 2088-nucleotide messenger RNA. NCBI's taxonomy places the organism in Eukaryota, Metazoa, Arthropoda, Insecta, Lepidoptera, Nymphalidae. The record is from the annotation of a GenBank genome assembly.
UUGUCUGUAUUUAGAUUAGACGGCGCGGACGAAGCGACCGGCUCGCUCAGACCCUGCGGCCCGCGCUGCACUAGGUCCACCACCCGGCACCACCCGGCACCACCCUCCACCGCUCGCCACCACCGACGGAUCACGGCCGCCGCGAGUUCAGUGCCUCAUACCAUUUGGAUGUCGCAAAUGCUUCCCGACACUGGAGUGGGUACAUGUGAUGCGCACGCGCACGCGCCGCACACGUCUCCGAUAAGACCAUCUCUGUCUGUUGGCCGCCAGCCAGCGUGUCGCGUCGUGUGCCUAACAUACAGACGGUACACCUCACCACCCUCCACCACCUCCUUGGCAAUUAUACUGCCUUUACUGUUAAUUAAAGGCAUGCGGCGUGCGGCGUGCGGCGACGCCAGCACCGCGCCUCUCAACACAACAUCGGAAAACAAGGAAUUACUACGACGACAGCUGUUGUCCUCGAGUAAGGAGCGGAACGUAGACAAGUGUGACUCGGCGAAAACGAAACACACGAGGAGCAGGCAGAAGAACAGAUGGAAGCUGAAGUUCCAUCAUCAGGCACUGCCACAGGAGUACCUCGACCACUACGAACAGAGUCUGCAGAAGGCCAACUGCAAGAAGAAAACUCCAGAGAAACAGAAGGAGCAGAGCGUCGAAAACAGCUUCACCAACGAAACGUUUAAGAUCUGGGCCGAGAGACUGGCCGGAGUACAGACCGAGGCCCCCGCGCUGACCGCCGCCUCGCCCGCAACCGGCGGGACCAACAAGAACAGAGAAGAGAGGAAGAAGAAGAACCCUGCCAUCACACCCAGCAAGAUCAUGACUUACGAAGACCUCCCGUACAUGGGAGAGAUGACCUUGAACAACUCCAAACCGAGGAGAGGCAGGAAACCCAAGAAGGCCGACAUCUGCCACCUUAUAUACGAGAACUACGGGACCGUGGUGCCAGGCCGGCCGCCUCCCGCCAGGCCCAGCACCUGCCCGCCCUUCAAGACGGACCAAGCAGCGGGCCCGCCGCGGACUGACCUCCAGAACAGGAUCAUAUCCAGUCUACUGGAGAGGAAGCUGAGUCAGGAGAACAGGAGGCGCUUCGAGAGUCAACACGACGAGCCGCCCGCACCGACAUGUGGCGCGCCGGGGGUGCUGCACAACGACCGCGAGCCGCUCAACCUGUGUAUCAGGGACCUGAGGGACCUUAAGCUGCAGGUACAGAACAAGUUCGGGGACAUGUACCCCGAGGUGAAGGUGGAGCGAGACGAGGUCGACAGCGGCCGCGGGGAGACGCACAACGCCAUCUCCGUCAUACAACGGAACGAGAGCGUGCCGUCCUCGCCCGGGACCGACGACAAGCUGCCCGGGUACAUGUACUGGCCCGAGGCCGGCGUGUACAUGCACCCGCUGGCGCUACAGACACAGCUGCUGUACUGUCAGCAGGCGGAGGCCGCGCGGAAGGAGGCGGGCGCGGGAGGAGUCGCCGUCAAACGGAUAGCGGAGCUGCUGGAGCCCGAGAGGCCGCGGGAGAAGAGGCUCGCCGCUGCCGCACCCGCCAAGAGGAAGAGGUCCGCCAUCUUCAUCCCGCCAGUGACCGCCGGCAGCGGGUCCACGGCGCCCACCGCGGAGGUCAGCAUAUGCAAGUUCAAGUUCACGGGCGGCUCCAAGCCGUCGCUGCAGGAGAAGAAGAUGCUGUCCGUCGACUCCGGGGGGAACUUCCGCUACUACAGCGGGGGAGGGAACAAAGGAAACAAGGGGUACGACUUCUUACAGGGAGACACGGCUCGAGACCGGAGCUCACCCGCGCCGGUCGAGAGGCAGACCGACCCCGCGACCGACGAACACAAGAAGAAGAGGAAGUCCAGGAAGACGCUGCAGAGAGAGAAGCUGGAGCAGACCUUCAAGGAGAAGGGCUUCCUCAUACAGACGCAGCAGUUGCAGUCCGCGGAGGGCGCCACCUACUGCAAGUUCAGGCAGCUGAGGAAGUUCACCAGGUACCUGUUCCGGAGCUGGAGGGACUACCUGCCGGGGGAGCUGGCGGGGAGGGACGCCGCGCGGGGGGGAGGGGACGACCCCGACCACACGGGGGGGACGUGA